Molecule: messenger RNA, 1224 nt
Organism: Quercus robur (English oak)
Lineage: Eukaryota; Viridiplantae; Streptophyta; Magnoliopsida; Fagales; Fagaceae
Product: probable glycosyltransferase At5g25310
Exons: 5
Coding region: 1-1224 (407 amino acids)
Molecular function (GO): glycosyltransferase activity
Source: RefSeq, a predicted model, not a curated record
AUGGUCAAGAAGAUUAUCCAAGGCAUUCACAUUUGGAAUCCACGCAACCAUUUACUACUCACAGCUUUUCUGUGCGGUGCAAUCUUUUUCAUCGCAGUGCACACUGUGCAGUACUACUCCCUCAACAACAACCCUUUGUUGAGCGACAUUCAUCCACCUUUCAAUGUUUCUUUACCGAAGCAUGAAGACUCGGACUUCAUCUCUGGUCCCCAUUACCCUCCACCAACUCCAACUGGCAGCCACAAUUACAAGAAAGCUGAAUGGGAUGAAGAUUCGAAGCAUGAAGAAACAGACUUCAUCGUUAGUCCCCAUUACCCUGCACCAACACCAACUGGCAGCCACAAUUACAAGAAAGCUGAAUGGGAUGAGGAUUCAAACUACCGGGUUGAUUUUUCAUCGACUUACAAAGAAAUGGAAAGCAAAUUCAAGGUGUAUGUGUACCAAGAUGAUGUUCUCAACAAGUACUACAAGUUUCCCUUCCCCAUUACUGAUCCUGAUAGACUCACAUGGGAGUAUAGAAACGAGGGCUACUUCUUCCGUAAUAUCAAUAUGAGCACCUUCCUCACCACCGAUCCUAAGCAGGCUCAGCUCUUCUUUAUUCCUAUUCGCACCCAUCUAAUGCAAUCCACGGGACCCUAUAAGAAAAUGGCAAUUGUAGUCCAGAAUUAUGUCCAAAGCUUGAUCAAUGAACACCCUUAUUGGAAUCGAAGCCAAGGAGCUGAUCACUUUUUUGUGAACUGCCACAAAAUUGGUGUGUUGGCAACCAGAAAUUUUCCAUUACUCAAGAAUGCAAUUCGAGUUCUGUGUGCAACUUGGCAUGCUUUCGAAUUUGAUCAAUCCAAGGAUAUGUUUCUCCCACCUCCUGGAUAUGAUUUUAUAGAAUAUAGGAGAAGAUUAGUUAAAUCAAAAAUUUCGGAGGAUCUUGAAAUAGACGUCUGCUCAUGCUCUAUGGCCCUAUACUAUUACUAUGCUGCCUGCAUAACAGAAGCGAUAGUUGAGAACUGUAUUCCUGUUUGUGUGUUACUUGCAGUUGUCUCGUUCAGAAACCCUGAUUUGCCAUUCAAUAAUACUCUUGAUUGGACAAAAUUUUCUGUAAUAGCCUCCGAGAAAUAUGUUCCUGUGGAUGAUAUAAUCCAGCAGCUGCAGGACAAUGUUAAAGACAUAGAAGAUGAAACAUUAGUCAAAUUGUUUAGCAACUUACACGAGCAUGUUGUGUUGCUCUAG